GUUGAUUGGCCUUGCAGUUUAGAAUGCUACUUCGCCGAGGUCCGUACAUGUGGAAUUUAUACUGAUUACGGUGCACCCCAACAUCAUUGCUCAUCUGCAUCAAACAGAAAAAUGUCUGGACGUGGCAAAGGAGGCAAGGGUCUUGGAAAGGGAGGCGCUAAGCGUCAUCGCAAGGUGUUGCGUGACAACAUCCAGGGCAUCACCAAGCCCGCCAUUCGUCGUCUGGCCCGCCGUGGUGGUGUCAAGCGUAUCUCUGGUCUCAUCUACGAGGAGACCCGUGGUGUCCUCAAGGUCUUCCUGGAGAACGUCAUCCGUGAUGCCGUCACCUACACCGAGCACGCCAAGCGCAAGACCGUCACCGCCAUGGACGUUGUCUACGCUCUGAAGCGCCAGGGUCGCACUCUGUACGGCUUCGGCGGCUAGACUCGUCAGCUCGCAUCAUCUAAAUACCCGGCCCUUUUCAGGGCCACCCACCUAUUCCAGAAAGAGCUGCAUCCAAUCACAGUUGCAAGUCUUGUAUUAGACUUAAACCUGAUUACACGGUUUUACUAACAUUAAAAUUACUAACAUUAAAAUGAA
Branchiostoma floridae (Florida lancelet) is the source of this 579-nucleotide messenger RNA. Its product is annotated as histone H4. Gene Ontology annotation, biological process: nucleosome assembly. Gene Ontology annotation, cellular component: nucleosome. Gene Ontology annotation, molecular function: structural constituent of chromatin; protein heterodimerization activity; DNA binding. Bases 112 to 423 code for a protein of 103 amino acids. The record is from RefSeq and is a predicted model, not a curated record. The transcript has a single exon. NCBI's taxonomy places the organism in Eukaryota, Metazoa, Chordata, Leptocardii, Amphioxiformes, Branchiostomatidae.